Messenger RNA from Opisthorchis viverrini, 5662 nucleotides. RefSeq lists its product as hypothetical. The transcript has 20 exons. Gene Ontology annotation, cellular component: telomerase holoenzyme complex. The record is from RefSeq and is a predicted model, not a curated record. The coding region runs from base 131 to 5446 and encodes 1771 amino acids. Gene Ontology annotation, biological process: nuclear-transcribed mRNA catabolic process, nonsense-mediated decay. Gene Ontology annotation, molecular function: metallopeptidase activity; telomerase RNA binding; protein binding. Lineage: Eukaryota; Metazoa; Platyhelminthes; Trematoda; Opisthorchiida; Opisthorchiidae.
UACCCCGUCCAGGCACUCGGUGGCUUUCGCGUCGAAACCACCGGUCUUUUAGGAGCUAAGGCAGCAGCCACUGCAGGAUCGUUAUAUUUUCCUCCACUCAUCCCAUUUCGACAGACUACCGGUCUUGGAAAUGUCUGAGAUAGCGAAAUCGCGGAAGCCUGACAGAAAGUUUUACAGGCAUCCAAAGUAUGGACAGUAUGCUGAUGUAAGCAACAGGAGAGCAGAAUGUCAGCACAAAAGUUCGGAUGAAUUGCGUACCACGAAUAGUAUAAAAGCGGUGGAUGAAACGAACUACAGUGGCCAAUCCCUUGGUGACUCCCCAAGGGACACGCGCUAUGCACCCGGGACAAUUAUGGAACACUCAACGGCUCACGAAGACAAAAGGUAUCAGGCUAGCCGAAGAAAAGACGAGCGGUAUCACCGGAAUUUAACCUGGAACCCUUCAGGUGGGAGUAGACAUUCAGAGACAAAACCUCACCGGAAUCGUUUCCAAGCAGCCAGAGUAAUUGGAGGAGCUCCCACUUUAGUUGAUGACAUAAAAACUGCAAACCCACUGGAUGCAAAAGCUUCUUGCUCCGAAGAAGACGCCUGUCGGACUUCAGGACCAAAAUACUCUGAGCCAACAAGCGCCAAAACGGACACCGCGAAGCACGGUGGCUUAAUCCAUCUACCAAAAGACAUCGAUAUUUACCAGAGCUCGGAUGAACCUAAAACCGGGAUCUCCAGACAACCCAAGCGCGGGAAUCAAGGAAGCACGACCAAACCGGUUGUCAUCGUGAGACCCAGUUUUUCAAAAGUUCAACGGUAUUCAGAGUCCGAAACCCUUGGUUCCACGUUGGCGGCUGAGCAGCACGGAGAUACAAAGGGUAUUGGUCAUGAUGGUGUUGGAUUUCCACAGUCGUUAAGAGCAACAUCAGCUUCUGUUUCUGCACUACCGCAUACAUGGACGGAUACAGCAAAGGCCGCUUAUCAGUAUUAUAUGCAAGCUCUAAGUCAGAUGGACCAGGAACGACAACACCCUUUCGAUGACGCGAAUUCUUUGUCUAAUGUUGGAACAGUUAAUUCCAAACAAGAAUCACAACGCAGCGCAACUUCCAUCAACUUUGCAAUGCCUGUUCAAGCUCCAAACGAGAAAAUCUCCGCAGUCAUACAACAGAUUGUCCAGUUGGACGCCGCCCUUACAGCUUUGCUGAUUCCACCAGGCAUCUGUGCUCGUGCCCUGCCGUGCGUUGAACCACCGCCACCGCAUCCGCAACCUGGUAAGCAAUGGACCGAGUCGCAACUGCUAAUUCUUCGUUGGUGGUCAACUGUGGAGCGCUUACGUGAGCGUUUGUUUGCUCUGUUUGAGAGCGUCAUUCUAUUCGAUCUGGAUUUUUGCAAUACGGCUCACGUGGAACAAGGGAUGUGGAAGUCAGUAUUUUACACCGCUUUGGAGUUAAUGCGAUCGUGGAUAAGCCAUCCAGAGAGCACAAAUCUCGUGAGGACUGACCGAAAGGUAGAAGAUGAACAAAGUGUUGAAGAACGGGAGCAGAUUACGUCUUUGCUACAACAUAUCUGCCUGUCGGAUGUGAUAGCCAGCGGAGAGACGCGCUUAUCGAACCUGCUGGAUCGUAUUCAAACAAUUCAUCGGGUUCGACUUGCUCCUCUGCUUGCUGAUGGUCGUCCACCCCCAGAAACGCGAUCGCGAACCCGUCGACUCGUCUACCUGAGUGCACAAAAGCUGAUGUUAUUUUUGGGUGAUCUUGCACGAUACAAAGAAUUAUUGAAUGGAGAGCGCAAUUUUGGGAAGGCCAGAAGCCUCGACACCGCCUUCAAUGUCCGCACUCUGAAACAGGCAGGACAACAAGCUGCUCUUGCUCUCACACUGGACUUGCUUGGCAUUCAUGUGUGGUGCUGUGUCUUAGAAAUAAUAAUUCAAGGUGUAAGCACAGUGAUUGAGCUAACCGCCCCAUCAAUCUCCACUCGCUUCCUGCUACGCACCUCUGGUGAUCCAGAAGCUUCUGCGGCGGGAUGUGCAAGGGUGGGUAUCGUCCUAAGUCACCGGACUUGGUACCAGAAAGCACAGUUGCUGAUUCCGAAAAACGGUCGAUCUUACAACCAACUGGCUGUGCUGGCCGUGUAUACAUCUCGACACUUGGACGCAAUGUACUAUUAUAUGCGAACUCUUGCGGCUAGCAACCCGUUUGCAACAGCUUCUCAGAGUUUGUCCGCUCUGUUUAACGAAAUCCGACCACGUGCCGAGAACCUGAUACGACAGUUGCGUAAACCCAAAAACGAGCCGAACGCACCCCAUCAUGGUCCAUUUGGUAAUCCUAACAACCGCUUCCAACGCGCCGAAAUUUGGGUUCAUCCAAUGGACGGUCAGACCACGGUACUUCAGGGGGCCAGAAGAUUAGUCUACUUACCUCCCCCAACAAACGUGGGCACACAGAAAAUUUCCGCAAAACCUGGCGAGGUGGAUCUUGACACCAACUGUGACAAUGAAGACGACGAUGAUGAGGACGCCCAAGCUGAAUUGGAGGAGUAUGCCAAUAUGUCUUUAAUUGAGCUCAGUAGGCAGUUUGGACUGACUUUCAUUCACGCACAUGGAAAACUGUACACAAAAAUAGGUAUGGAAACCUUUCCUGAAGUAGCAUCCCUCGCCUUGCAAGCUUUCUCUGGUCUUCUAGCCCAAAAACCGUGCCCUCUAUCUGCCGAACGUUUGUGUCAAUUAUGCAUCGUGAAUAUGUACAACGUGGACCGUGCCGUCUCGCUCACCAACGCGAGCAAUCUGUCAACAAUAAAGCGCACUGAAUCCGACAGCAAAACCCCAAAAAUACAACCCAUUUCUCAUCUUGCCGGGGUGGAAACCUUGCGAUCUGUCCAUCACGACCAUGCUGCUCGAUUCGCACUUGAUUUUUUCAGUCUGCUCUGCAGGCGAACUGCCCAGUUGCUUCAAGAACCUAUUCCUCAGGAUGCCCCUGCUUGGUGGUUACCUCCCGACGCACGAUUACUGCUGUCUGCGCUUCGGCUGUGGUCUGAGUGGAUGAUCCUGCAUCCCGAACACUGGCUUCCUCCACCAAAUCACCGUGAUCCCACCCUGCGACCAUGUCUAAAUGACUGGCAGUUAAUAGCCAGUCUCUGUACACAGGCUGCUAACUGGAUGAAUCGAAACCCCCUCCGUCCGCGCUACGAAGAACUCACUCCCACCACUUCGAUGGUGCUUCAAUCUAAAGAUAGAGUUGAAGGUCAGGAUCUAGAAGAGGAUACUUCAGCUGAAGCACAUACUUGCCUAGGUGGGAAUUUCGAGAAUGCAUUUCUUUUUGAAGAGGCCGUGUGUGCUGGAUUUAAACCGAUGUUAGACUUGGUUCCAAAAAUGUACACUUAUUCCGGCCACUGGACAGCGGAGACCGUAGCGGACUUCGUCCGAGUUGAAAAGAUCGUCUUGUUUGGUGACUUCCUCUGUGGUAUUGAUUCGCCCGUGUUGAGCUACGAUGUAGACCGAGGUGUCUACGAAGCUGUCAUAGAGCGCGAGAUGUCAGAACGUAAAGAGGACAAGCAGACUGACCCGAGUAUUUCUGACGAGCGACGGGUUUCCGAGAGUGAAUCAGCUGGCUUCGGUGAUGAAAAGCCAUCAGUUCCGUACGAACCAGUAGAAGAGACAGAACAUGAGGCAUCAGGUGAUAUUGUUGCACUUCAGCGUCAACGAGCUCUGCUUCAGCGACAACUAGAGGAGGAGUCCAGGCUGGCCGCUUGGCGCCGGAAUGCGAUUAGACAAGCCGCAUCCGGAGGACGCCGUGCAGUCGAAUUAGAAGUGCACCCGAUAUAUUUGUUGCCGGACACAAACUGUUACAUUGAUUGGCUCGAGGGGAUCGCCACUUUAGCUCAACGGUCGUCGAACUACACUGUCCUAGUACCCAUCGUUGUGGUGAACGAACUGGACACACUUGCUCGAUACGGAAGCAGCAGUAACUCUUGGCGAACAGCCGACGACGAGGAAGGUGACGUAACUCGUGCUGGUCUCAUACAAGAGCGUGCUAGGGCAGCGAUAACUUACCUGGAACACGAAUUUGCGCACAGAAACACUCGACUCCGAGCGUUGACCGCUCGCGGAAGCUUCAUGGAAACGAUCGCUUUUCGAAACGAAAUCAAUGGUGGUCGGGCACCCGGGCAAGUGAAUGAUGAUGUAAUACUGGCCUGCUGUAAUCACUUCUGCAAGGAAGACCCUGAACGAUUUUCUUCACGGCGGGGCAAUGAUCAGGGACUUGUUGGUGAAUCGAACAACCAGCCAAUGCGGAUUCAUCGUGAAAUCGUGCUCCUUACGUCGGAUCGAAAUUUGCGACUGAAAGCACUGAAUAUCAACGUGCCCGUCCGUCCACUACGCACCCUCGCCUCGUCCAUUAUGGAUACCGACGAGGGUCUUCCUUCGUCAACUACUGCCCCAACAGAUAAAGUGGAUGAAUCCCCCGUACAGACUGCGCUGGCCGCUCCCCUGAAUGCCUCUUCCAGUGCUCAGACGACGUGGGAUGCGGAUAACAACGUGGAGGUGAUCAUGGGUCCGGUCGAUGAGUAUUUCAAGUACGACGUCAAGGCGCACCAGUCCAUUGUAAACGCCAAGCCGUGGGAAAAGGAUCCUCAUUACUUCAAGUGGCUAAAAUUGUCUGCAGUUGCCUUACUGAAAAUGCUAAUUCAUGCUCGUUCAGGUGGGAAUCUUGAGGUAAUGGGCGUUCUCAUCGGAAAAGUUGCCCAUCAGACAAUGAUUGUAGUAGACAGCACUCCGCUGCCAGUUGAGGGCACAGAAACUAGAGUAAAUGCACAGGCUGAGGCCUAUGAAUACAUGACAACCUACAAGGAAGUUGUGGCCCGCGUUGGUAGAACAGAAAACGUGCUUGGCUGGUAUCAUUCUCAUCCUGGCUAUGGGUGCUGGCUUUCAGGCAUUGACGUUACAACACAGCUUAUGAACCAGACGUAUCAAGAGCCAUUUGUAGCCAUUGUGAUCGACCCCAUCCGAACGAUUUCCUCAGGAAAAGUCAACCUUGGCGCAUUCCGCACGUACCCUGUUGGUUACCGUGCACCAGACGAAGGUCCCUCAGAAUACCAGUCUAUCCCAAUGGAUAAAAUAGAGGACUUUGGCGUUCACUGUAAACAAUACUAUCCGUUGGAAGUUUCACAUUUCAAGUCGGUUCUCGAUAAACGACUUUUGGAUCUGUUGUGGAACAAGUACUGGGUCAACACUCUCAGUUCUGUGAGCAUCCUUGCUCAACCAGACUAUUUAGCUGGCCUAACAAAGGACCUUGCUGAAAAGGUGGAACAUACGGUAGCCUCAGUAUCUCGAAUGAAUUGGGAUAAUGAUCGCCUAGAAGAUCGUCUGGCCAAGUGUGGGAAAGACGCAACGAAACUGGCCACUGAACAGCUCCACGCUCUGAUGGGCCAAUUAAUCAAGGACAGCAUUUUCAACAAACUCUGACUUCAUGCAACGAGCUAUCGCAAUGUCUCGAGUUUUUUUUUAUUAUUCUCAACUUACUAUGCACCCGGUCAUAACCUGACAAAAGAAUCCUCCGCAAAGCAAUUUUCAUCUUUUAUCUGACGACAGUCUCUACUGUUCUCGACUCGCAGUUUCAAUUGUUUAUCAUCCGAAUGGCCUGAUUCGGUUUUUCGACACUCAAACAUUCGGUGCGACUCG